This is a messenger RNA of Dibothriocephalus latus, 285 nucleotides long. The record is from the annotation of a GenBank genome assembly. Lineage: Eukaryota; Metazoa; Platyhelminthes; Cestoda; Diphyllobothriidea; Diphyllobothriidae.
AUGGAAGUCGGAGAACAUAGUUGGCUGCGUGUCACACACGCUCUCGGCAAACGCAACUACUACGGUGCCGCGAAGGCUAUCCUCUCGGACAAUCCAGUGGGUCUGACCUGCGGUAUGGUCUGUCCAACCAGUGACCUCUGUGAGGGCGGGUGUAACCUCACAGCCACGGAAGAGGGCGCCAUCAAGAUUGGUGGACUGCAACAGUUUGCAGUGGAGUCCUUCGCUCGAAUGAACAUUCCACAGGUUAGUAUAUAUGCUCUUCUAGGUCUUAAUAAUCAGGCAUAA